This is a messenger RNA of Globicephala melas (long-finned pilot whale), 2338 nucleotides long. It is a transcript of the gene CCNG1, whose product is annotated as cyclin G1. Gene Ontology annotation, molecular function: cyclin-dependent protein serine/threonine kinase regulator activity. The record is from RefSeq and is a predicted model, not a curated record. NCBI's taxonomy places the organism in Eukaryota, Metazoa, Chordata, Mammalia, Artiodactyla, Delphinidae. Gene Ontology annotation, cellular component: cytoplasm; cyclin-dependent protein kinase holoenzyme complex; nucleus. Gene Ontology annotation, biological process: mitotic cell cycle phase transition; regulation of cyclin-dependent protein serine/threonine kinase activity.
AUUACUCAGGAGGCCAGGCGCGGCCCCUUCGGCUCCGAGCAGACCCCAAGGGGGGCAGUGUCGUCUCGGCGGCGCUGUAGAGACCUCCACCCAAGACGGCUCCCCCUCCCCGGGCCUCUCCUGUCUUGCCCGCGAGCCCACUCGCCUCAUAGGCCUCUCGGUUCUAAUAUCUUGGGGUGAGGUGAGAGCAGGCCCGGGGAGGGUGGUUACCGCUGAGGAGCUGCAAUCGCGAUCAAGAUGAUAGAGGUACUGACAACAACUGACUCUCAGAAACUGCUACACCAGCUGAAUGCCCUGUUGGAACAGGAGUUGAGAUGUCAGCCAAAGGUCUGCGGCUUGAGACUAAUUGAAUCUGCACACGAUAAUGGCCUUAGAAUGACUGCAAGACUGAGGGACUUUGAAGUAAAAGAUCUCCUUAGUCUAACUCAGUUCUUUGGCUUUGACACGGAGACAUUUUCUCUAGCUGUGAAUUUACUGGACAGAUUCCUGUCUAAAAUGAAGGUACAACCCAAGCACCUUGGGUGUGUUGGACUGAGCUGCUUCUAUUUGGCUGUAAAAUCAAUAGAAGAGGAAAGGAAUGUCCCAUUGGCAACUGACUUGAUCCGAAUAAGCCAGUAUAGGUUCACAGUUUCAGACUUGAUGAGAAUGGAAAAGAUUGUGUUGGAGAAGGUGUGUUGGAAAGUCAAAGCUACAACUGCCUUUCAGUUUCUACAACUCUAUUAUGCACUCCUUCAAGAGAACUUGCCAUAUGAAAGGAGGAAUAGCCUUAAUUUUGAAAGACUAGAAGCUCAACUUAAGGCAUGCUACUGCAGGAUCAUAUUUUCUAAAGCAAAGCCAUCUGUGUUGGCAUUGUCUAUCAUUGCCUUGGAGAUCCAGGCACAGAGGUGUGUAGAGUUAACAGAAGGAGUAGAAUGUCUUCAGAAACAUUCCAAGAUCAAUGGCAGAGAUUUGACUUUCUGGCAAGAGCUCGUAUCCAAGUGUUUAACUGAAUAUUCAUCAAACAAGUGUUCCAAACCAAAUGUUCAGAAGUUGAAAUGGAUUGUUUCUGGGCGUACUGCCCUGAAAUGGUCCCUUAAUUGGAUUCUUACAGCCAACAAAAACUCUUCUGAAGCCUUUCUCCACAAUCCUGAGCUGUGGAUUCCAUAAUGUUAUAACAGAUUUAAGCUGUGAAGCCUCAAAAUAUCACAAGUAGAUUAACAUUGGUGUUCUCAGAUUUGGGAAAACUGCCUAAUUAACAUUACCCUAUAGUGGAAUUACUCACAUUUGAAUUCACCUGUGAAGCAUACAAAUCAAAGCUAACAGCAUAAAUGUGAAAUGCUAAUGACAAGCCUGGGAAGGUAAACUGUGAAUCUUCAUUUCUAACACUGAUCCAACUUUCUGUAUUGGGUCAAUAUAUUGUAUUUAGGUGGUGUUAAAAACGGUAACCUACUUAAUUUAAAUUUAAACUUUAAAUUUAAAUAUGAGGUUUACAUCAAAACCACCACUUCACAAAUGCACUUUUAAGGCAUAAUAAGGGUCAGUAUUCUAGGCAGUGAAAAUGGUUUCUUGGCACCCAUAAUGCAAGUAAUAUGUAAUCCAGAGAUGUGGACUUUAUUGCUACAUGGGAGUCACAUUUAAAUUUGAGGGCAUUUUAUAUAAAGCAAAACUACAGACCUAUUAAUUUCAGCAUAUUAGGUUAUGUUUAAUAUUUUUCUAGAAAACAGGUGAUGUUCAUAUCCAUGAUUUAAAAAGUUUUAUACAAAAUUUACUGCCUCAGUCUAGUCCCAUCAAGAAAAUUAGUUUUUACUGUAGUAGUAACUCAAAUUAACGUCACUCUGAAAACUUUGAUUUAACACUCCAGAAGUUUUUACUAAGCACUGUUUUUAUGAAACUGCCAUUGCUUCUAAUUUAGAGUUUUGCUUAAAAGGGAGAGAAUAUACUUUCAUUAAUUGCCCCUACUGUGCCAAAGGAAAGUAUUAAGAAAGGUAAGUAGGCAUCUUCAUAAUUAUAAGGUUGCUGAGGUAGUGUUCAGGAUUUCAGUGAACCUAAGGAGAUCUACUGUGUUAAAGUGUCAGUUAAUGUAAUGUGUAGCCCGAAUCCAUCCAGGAUGGCUGUACCCAAGUUUGACAUCAUGUUAUGGGGAGAUAUGCAUUGGAAAAUAAACCAAAGAACCACAGUGUAUCUUAUACUUUUGUAAACCAUGUUUUAUGGAUAACUUUCCAGUUUUCCCAAAAGACUGAUAAAUUUCAAUAUUUUGAAUACAUCAGUGUUAAUUCUGAGUUGGCAGAGGUAACCUAACCAACUACCAUUAUGUUUUGGUACUAAGGGAUAUACCUUUCAAUAAAGUUACUGAAAUGCA